Westerdykella ornata is the source of this 1218-nucleotide messenger RNA. RefSeq names its product DUF1212-domain-containing protein. Gene Ontology annotation, molecular function: transmembrane transporter activity. The transcript is spliced from 2 exons. Bases 1 to 1218 code for a protein of 405 amino acids. The record is from RefSeq and is a predicted model, not a curated record. Gene Ontology annotation, biological process: transmembrane transport. Lineage: Eukaryota; Fungi; Ascomycota; Dothideomycetes; Pleosporales; Sporormiaceae.
AUGGAACAAGCGGCGGAGAGUCUCGAGAUCAAAUCGCAGUUUUUAUACAUGCCGAACUGUAUGAUCAUGGCUUUUGACGACCCGUCGACUCAUACCUCGGAAGUAAGGCUUAUACGAACAUCUCAAGGGGUGGAGCUGGACAAGUUACUGGAUGUCUACCAGAUCUAUAAGGCUGUCUCGUUUGGCGAUAUGCCCUUGGAAGAGGCUACGGAACUGCUCGAGGAAAUUAUUCAACGGAAAGCGCACUUUAAUCGGUGGUUACGAGUAUUCUUCUAUGGCCUUGCGUCUGCCACCGUGGGUCCGUUCGCUUUUGAAGCGCGCCCCAUCGAAAUGCCCGCCUGCUUCGCACUUGGAUGCAGCCUAGGUUUUCUGCAGUUGAUCGUGGUACCUCAUAAUGAGCUUAUGGGAAACAUGUUCGAAAUCAUUGCGGCAUUCCUCACUUCCUUCGUCUCUCGAGCGCUGGGGAGCAUCCAGUCCAGAGGGCACGAAGUAUUCUGCUUCAGCGCAAUGGCGCAAUCUUCCAUUGCCCUCAUCUUGCCUGGGUACAUUGUUCUUUGCGCAUCCUUGGAAUUGCAGGCUCGGCAAAUGGUCCCCGGCUCUGUGCGCAUGGUCUAUGCCCUCAUCUACUCGUUCAUCCUGGGCUUCGGAAUCAUGUUAGGCAGCGCCGUCUUUGGAUCGAUCUAUCAGGACGCCACGUCAGCUACCCGUUGCGAGAAUCCUUUAAGCAACAAUAGCGCCUGGAAUUACUUGUUCGUGUUCCUCUUCUCCAUCUGUCUCACGAUCAUCAACCAGGCUAGGUUGAAACAGAUGCCCACCAUGGUUGGUAUCGCCAUGAUUGGCUACGCCGUCAGUUUCAACACCGCCAAGUACGUCAGAGGCAACUCUCAAGUCUCCAGCACCGUUGGUGCGUUUGCCAUAGGCGUGACAACCGCCAUGAUCCCCGCCAUCUUCGUACAGGUCCCCUCGGGGCUGUCCGUGUCCGGCUCCCUCGUCAGCGGUAUCAUCUCCGCGGACCAGAUGACGAGGAACGCAACGGGCUCGACGAUUGUAUCCGGAGCGGAUGCUGAAACCCCUUUGGUGAAUAACGUGGCGCUGAAGGUAGGCUUUUCGGUCAUCCAGGUGGCGAUUGGGAUCACGGUGGGGUUGUUUGUAGCGGCGUUGGUGACGAACCCGUUUGGGAGGAGGAGGAGAAAAAGGACGCCAUUGGCCCAGUUGUAG